Oppiella nova is the source of this 342-nucleotide messenger RNA. Lineage: Eukaryota; Metazoa; Arthropoda; Arachnida; Sarcoptiformes; Oppiidae. The record is from the annotation of a GenBank genome assembly.
AUGUGUGUUAGUGUCAAAUUACAGUUUCAAAUCGCUCACGUAUCGUUUCCGUAUUCACACGCUUACGGACGCAGUGCUAAACAGCUUCAGUACCUCAGGAUUGGAGAUCUUUUGACACAAAGAGCCCAAACAGAGAGUAACAGAAUAGCGUUUGUCAGCGAAUACGAGAAUAUAAGCAAAACUUAUUCGCAAUUCGAAGAAGACGUCAACAAAUUGUCGAAAGGACUCUUGGAUUUAGGUCUGUCGCAGAGUGUCAAGUCUAUGAAUUCAUACAACAAACUAAGGGGAGAUGUGGUGGGCGUCUGGAGUUGCAAUUCAUAUCCCUGGGUAACUACAUUUUAA